Messenger RNA from Archocentrus centrarchus (flier cichlid), 2251 nucleotides. RefSeq names its product low density lipoprotein receptor adaptor protein 1b (gene ldlrap1b). Gene Ontology annotation, cellular component: early endosome. The record is from RefSeq and is a predicted model, not a curated record. Lineage: Eukaryota; Metazoa; Chordata; Actinopteri; Cichliformes; Cichlidae. The coding region runs from base 334 to 1206 and encodes 290 amino acids. The transcript is spliced from 10 exons.
GGCUUUCACAGUUUGUUAUUUACAGGAACCACACUAGCACCGCCCGUCCGGGAUGUUCGCGCCGCCGCGGCUGCUGCUACAACCUCACACACUCGCGUGACUCCACAAGCGGGCGUCACGCACCUUUUCCGGUUAAUUUACAUACAUAACACCGCCCAGGAGGACGAACAUGGUAAUCCGCCGUCGGCACGGAGCUAGUCGUUCGCGGGAGGGGAGCGAAGAACAGCUGAAACAAAGUUUGGACGGGAGAGGGUUGUUUUAAACCGAGCGGAGUGUUUCGACUCGCACACACGGACGCUCAUCGGGCUCUUUGCCCCACUUUGGGAUUACGCUAUGGACGCUUUGAAAUCAGCUGGAAGGGCAAUUAUACGGAGCCCCAGCAUCGCCAAACAGUCCUGGGGUGCGAGCAGACACAGAAAGCUCCCAGAGAACUGGACGGACACGAGAGAGACCCUGCUGGAGGGCAUGACGUUCCAGCUCAAGUACCUGGGGGUGACGAUGGUUGAGCAGCCCAAAGGAGAGGAGCUCUCUGCAGCAGCUGUCAAGAGGAUAGUGGCUACGGCCAAAGCCAGCGGAAAAAAGCUCCAGAAAGUCUCGUUAACGGUCUCCCCUCGUGGAAUCAUCCUGUACGACAGUGCCUCAAACCAGCUGAUAGAAAACAUCUCCAUCUACAGAAUAUCAUAUUGCACUGCGGACAAGAUGCACGACAAAGUGUUUGCCUACAUCGUGCAGAGCCAGCACAACGAGACCCUCGAGUGUCACGCCUUCCUCUGCUCUAAGAGGAAAAUGGCCCAGGCGGUAACUCUGACGGUGGCUCAGGCGUUCAAAGUGGCGUUUGAAUUCUGGCAGGCUGCCAAAGAAGAGAAAGAGAAACGAGUGAAGUCGGGUUCAGAUGGGGAAGGAGCCGGCAGCUCCCAGUCGGACAGCUCGGCCAGCCAGGGCAGCCUGAAGGGAGGAGAGGUCGCCACAGGGAAGCUUCUGGAUUUGGCAGAGGGAGCGAACGCAGCGCUGACCCACUCAGGAACAAAGCAGAGCGCGUUGGAUCCCUUUACGGUGCAUAAUCACGCAACAGAGAACAACAAUACUGUAUGGGAGUUGGAGGACGGUUUGGACGAGGCUUUCUCAAGCCGCAGUCUGGAUAGCUUUGAAUCCUACUCAGACUCGCUGAGUCUCGCACUAACCCCCAGGUCCUGGACAUUGGGGUGAACCCUCAGGACCUCAGCACUGAAGAGUGCCUGUCCCCGGGCAAAUGGGACCAAGAGGAACCAGACUUCACCGCACAGAAAGACGCGUGGGGGUUCUAACGCGAAGCCGCUGCCAAGAAGGGAAAACCAGGGAAAUGAGGGGAACGGUGGUAAACAUGGACGAAAACUGAAGUGGCAAAACGGACACUGUGACGUCAGUCACGUUUCCCACCACCUCCCUGCGGUCGUCUUCUCUCUGACGCCUCUGCGGUCAUGUGACCGGAGGACGGUGACCCGAGCAGGCUGCUCACAGAACAGGCCAAAGCAAUACGAACCGUUUAUCCUUUAAUUUUUUUUUUUUUAAGUCAGUUCGUGUUUGUUACAGUGUGUUACUCCUGUGUCUGUUUACUGUUGUGUUAUGUGCUUGUGUAUGUUGCGUGUUUGUGUGGAUCUGCGGUAUAUAAGCCUGCAAAGCGAGCUGAGUACUGAUGCGAGUGCAGUUUGUACUUGAGUGCGAGUUAAAGGUCAGCAGUGAGUGUUAAAGAUGGAGGGGAACUCACUGAGGUGCAGUCAUGUUAUUACCUGUGUGCUUCAGCCUGUUGUUGGCAGCAAAAGCUUUAAAAAAAUGUGCGUUUGUGUCGUUAAAGAGUGUUUGUGUGGAAAAAUGGAUGAGAACAAAGUGACAAUCUUAUUUUUUUUGUAUUGCAAAAUCUAUUUUUGCACUCAGCAUUCAUCCGCGUUCAAAAGCACAUUUCACGUGAGGGAAUUCAUGUCCAAAAGUGUCACUCUUUGUUUCGGAUGUUACGCAGUGCCUCUGUUCACCGCCCCGCUCGGACUGUUUGAUUCAUGAUGAAACUUCAUCAGCUUCAUCAAACCUGCAGCCUCACCAAUCAGCUCCGAGGACAACACGAGCAUCCGGGAGGGUGGAGGCGUUACACGGCAGUCUGCCACCACCUGUUAGAGAAGUUCCCAGGGAUCGAUCCCAGUGUUAUUUUUGGCAUUUGUUAAUAUAUACUUAUAAUUUAAUUAAGCUGUUUUCAUAAAUUUCAAUAAAAAAUCCAACUAUC